AUGUCUGAACACGCGCCAGAGACGCAGCCUGCCGGCCAAGGCUCGCCCACCGCCACCGAGGGCACCCCAGCCGCCAGCGACGACGUCGCCACGCCCCUCUCCCGCGACGAAGAUCCCAAGUCCAUACGGGUCUCGCUCGCCGACCUGAGCGCCAAAGGCACCGCGCUAUACGCGCAAAGGCAGUACGAAGAUGCCACCGACAUCUUUUCCCGCGCGAGCGUCCUCCAGGCCGAGCUGAACGGCGAGACCGCUCCCGAAAACGCCGAAAUUCUCUUCCACUACGGCCGCAGUCUUUUCAAGGUCGGGCAGAGCAAAAGCGACGUGCUCGGCGGCCCCGCUGCCGCCGACAGCAAGGACAAGAAGACGGCGGGUUUCCCAAAAAGCGCCAGCGCCAGCGCCAGCGCCAACUCCGCUGCUGCUGCUGCCGCGCGCGCCGGAGAGACGGAGGCGCAGAAGGAGACGCAAGACGGCUUGGCUAUUCCUGCUCAACAGUCAAAGGAUGCCGGGAGCAAGGGCGCCAGCGAGGGCACCAGCGAGGGCGUGCGUGAUGAGAAGAAGCUGCUGUUUCAGUUUACUGGCGAUGAGAAUUUCGACGACUCAUCAGAUGAGCAGGAGGAAGAAGCGGCAGAGGAGGAGCAGGAGGACGACCUUGCCACGGCAUUUGAAAUCCUCGACCUCGCUCGCGUUUGCUACCAGAAGCAAUUGGACCACUUGCACAGCCAGGAUGACGAAGCGGCAAAGGGCAAACAAGUUGCUACCGACUCCCCCGCAGUCAGGCACAUCAAGGAGCGCCUGGCGGAUACACACGACUGUCUGGCCGAGAUUUCCUUGGAAAACGAGAGAUACCUCAACGCCAUCGAAGACGGCCGCACCUCCCUCAACUACAAGCUCCAACUGUACCCCGAGGACUCGGAAAUCAUCGCCGAGGCGCACUACAAGCUCUCUCUCGCCCUGGAGUUCGCCUCGGUAACCAUGUCCAGCGACGACGGCCAAAACACCAAGCGCGAGGCAAUGGACCAGGGCCUCCGCGACGAAGCCAUCAAGGAGAUGGAGCUCGCCAUCAAGAGCUUCAAGCUCAAGAUGCAAAACAAGGAAGUCGAAGUCGCCACCAUGGCCUCCCCCGAGGACAACGAACUGGCCCGCAAGGCCAUAGCCGAUAUGAAGGAAGUCGUCGCCGACAUGGAACAACGACUGGUCGAUCUGCGAAAGGAUCCAAUCGACGCGGCUGGUCUUCUCGGGCCCCAGGCCAACGUCCUAGGCGGCAUCUUUGGCGCCCUGGGCGCAUCCUCGGCCGACACGCUGGCCCGCGUCGAAGAAGCCAAGAAGACGGCGACCGACCUGACGGGCCUGGUGCGCAAGAAGAAGCCCGCGGGGGGUGAUCAGACCCCUACACCCGGCUUGGCUGCGCCCGCGGCGAACGGCAAGAGGAAAGCCGGCGACGACUCUCCGGAUGCGGCCGAGUCGCCCAAGAAGCCCAAGGUGGACGAGUCGGAGCCAGCGACAGCUUCGGACAAGGCGAAAGAGUAG
This is a messenger RNA of Ustilaginoidea virens, 1527 nucleotides long. RefSeq lists its product as uncharacterized. Bases 1 to 1527 code for a protein of 508 amino acids. The transcript is spliced from 4 exons. NCBI's taxonomy places the organism in Eukaryota, Fungi, Ascomycota, Sordariomycetes, Hypocreales, Clavicipitaceae. Gene Ontology annotation, molecular function: histone binding. Gene Ontology annotation, cellular component: nucleoplasm. The record is from RefSeq and is a predicted model, not a curated record. Gene Ontology annotation, biological process: DNA replication-dependent chromatin assembly; CENP-A containing chromatin assembly.